This is a messenger RNA of Castor canadensis (American beaver), 516 nucleotides long. RefSeq names its product ribosomal protein L36a (gene Rpl36a). Gene Ontology annotation, biological process: translation. The record is from RefSeq and is a predicted model, not a curated record. Gene Ontology annotation, molecular function: structural constituent of ribosome. Gene Ontology annotation, cellular component: ribosome. NCBI's taxonomy places the organism in Eukaryota, Metazoa, Chordata, Mammalia, Rodentia, Castoridae.
GCGACCUGGAACUCCUAUAUACUUCCGUUUCCAGCCUAGCCUCUUUCUUUUGGUGCGGAUAGCCCUCCCGUAAUCAUGGUUAACGUUCCUAAAACCCGCCGGACUUUCUGUAAAAAGUGCGGCAAGCACCAGCCUCACAAAGUGACCCAGUACAAGAAGGGCAAGGAUUCUCUGUAUGCCCAGGGAAAGCGGCGUUAUGACAGGAAGCAGAGUGGCUAUGGUGGGCAGACCAAGCCCAUUUUCCGGAAAAAAGCUAAAACUACAAAGAAAAUAGUGCUGAGGCUUGAGUGUGUUGAGCCCAACUGCAGAUCUAAGAGAAUGCUGGCUAUUAAGAGAUGCAAGCAUUUUGAACUGGGAGGAGACAAGAAGAGAAAGGGACAAGUGAUCCAGUUCUAAGCUCCAUUUUUUGUUUUUUUAUGAAGAAAAUAAAAUCAUGAGGUCAAUUUCACUUUAUUUGGUUUUAGUCCUUGGGGAGGGAAUAAACUACAGACAUAAAUAAAAUUCCCCUUAAGGAAA